Scheffersomyces amazonensis is the source of this 3368-nucleotide messenger RNA. It is a transcript of the gene SOG2, whose product is annotated as Sog2p. The transcript has a single exon. Gene Ontology annotation, biological process: nuclear polyadenylation-dependent CUT catabolic process; nuclear polyadenylation-dependent snoRNA catabolic process; nuclear polyadenylation-dependent snRNA catabolic process. Gene Ontology annotation, molecular function: RNA binding; protein binding. The record is from RefSeq and is a predicted model, not a curated record. NCBI's taxonomy places the organism in Eukaryota, Fungi, Ascomycota, Pichiomycetes, Serinales, Debaryomycetaceae. Gene Ontology annotation, cellular component: TRAMP complex. The coding region runs from base 66 to 3236 and encodes 1056 amino acids.
CACAACUAUAACCAUAACUUUAUAAAAGUAGUUGUAGUAGUUAUUGGUUACUGUAUAAAAAAAAGAUGUCACUAAAGGAUCAUCUAGUGAUACUUUUAGAAGAACAACUAGAAUCUAUAGAUCAUACUAAAACAGUUAGACUACAUAAUUUAUUUCAAAGUAUUAAUAUUCAUAAUGAUAAUAUAAGAUUUACAUUUAAUGAAAUAAUUUUAAUUAUAUAUGAAUUUCUUUAUUCAUUUAAUCCACCAUUUGAAUGUGAUAAAUUAAGUUUACAAAAUAAUCAAUUUACAGAAAUUUCAUUAUCAAUAUCAUCAUCAUCAACAUCAUCAUCAACAUUUUUAAAUUUUUUAUCAAAUAUUAAAUAUUUAGAUUUACAUAAUAAUUAUAUAAAUCAAAUAUCUGAAGAUAUUUAUAAUGAAUUUACUGGACUUGAAGUAUUAGAUAUUUCAAAUAAUAAACUUAAUUAUAUAUCUCAUUCAAUUAAUAAUUUAAAAGAUUUAUUAAUUUUAUCAAUUAAAGAUAAUCGAUUUAAAUAUUUACCUCCAUGGUUAGGUGAUUUAGAAAGAUUAAAUUUAAUUGAUUAUUCGGGGAAUCCAUUAAUUAUUCCAUCUUCUGAUUCAUUAAAGAAUCCAUCUACAAUUGAUUUAAAAUUAUUUCUUUUAUCAAAUCGAGAUUUAAUUGAAUCAAAACUUUUUGAACAAAUGCAUAGUACUUUAUCAAGAACAAGAAGUAUAUCUGAAUCUUCAAAAUCAAAAGCUUCAAGAGCUGCUAGAAGAAUGGGAUUAAUUAUUAAAAAGCCUGAAGAUAUUCCUGCUGAAGUAGAUUCAAAAUCUUCUGAUGUAACUCCUAUAACAUCUGCUAAUACAACAACUUUUAAUUCUGAUUUAGAUAAUAAUUUUACUAAUGAUUCUAUAAUGUUUAAUCAUAAUCAAAAUCAAAAUCAAAACAUUCCUAAUGAUUAUUCAUUACCAUCAGCGACUUCACUUGAUGGAUUUAAUUUAGGUACUCCACCAUUUCCAAUAGUUUCAACUGUUACAGCAACUACUGUACCUAAUUCUCCAAUAAAUAAUACUUUUAAAAAUUCUACAAUUAUAUCAUCAUCAGAAUCAAAUUCAAAUAUGUCAACUGUAAGUAGACCAUCCAGUAGAAAUAGAUCAAGAUCAAAUACUCUUAAAGAAAUUGAUAAAAUUUUAGAAAAGAAUGAAAAUGUUGAUACAGAACAUAAAUCAGGAGCUUAUUUUAGAAGAUUAUCAACUCUUCAAGAAAAUCCUGGAGCUGAAAUUAAAGAAAUUAAUCAUCAUCCUCAUUCUUUAACUGCUAGUAUUACUUCAACUCCUAUUAAUAAUAAAUUUACUAUAAAACCAGAAGAAAUCAAACAUUUACCAAUAAAUAAUCGACCUUCAAUAUCUUUAUCUCAAGAUAUAACAUCUAAUACUACUAUUGCUAAUAAACCACCAACAACAAAAAAACAUCAACCUUCAACAAUUAUUAAAGUUUCAAGAAAAAUCUUAUUUUCAUUUAGUGAAUUACAUUCAUCAGUAAGAAGGUUUACGGGAUUUUGUGUUGAUAAAAAAGUAACUAUGAAGAUGGUAUCAUAUUUAUAUGUUACUAAAGCCAAUAUUGAUUCAUUAGUUGAAAAUCUUGAGAUUAUGGAAGAAAGUGGUAAUAAUUUAGAUCAAAUUAUUAUCAUUUUACAAAAUUGUAUUUCAUCAUUUAAAGCCAUUAUGAAUUUAUUAAAUGAUAAUUUUGUUAAUUUUGUAAGUAAAAUUGAUAUUUGCUUUAUUAGAAUGUUAUAUCUUUCAUUAUAUGGUUCAUUUAAUGAAUUAUUAAAUGCAUAUAAACUUCUUGUACCUGAUUAUAGUAUAUAUAUUGAAUCUGAUCCAGGGAUUAAAUAUCAAGAACAUUUGCCAAUACAAUUUGACCAACAGCAAUCAUUUAUAUCACAACAGGAUCAACAAGAUCUUCAACAGCAGCAACAGCAGCAACAGCAGCAACAACAACAACAACAACAACAACAGCAACAGCAACAGCAACAGCAACAGCAACAGCAACAGCAACAGCAACAGCAACAGCAACAGCAACAGCAACAGCAACAACAACUUGAGCAAACACAACAAGAAGUUCAAUAUCAACAACCAUAUAGUGAUGAAGUACAUGUUACUCAACAACAACAAUACCAUAAUGAAGAAAAGCAAGAAAUUGCUGACCAUUAUGAAACUCCACCACAACAGUAUAAUGAUGAACAGCAUGAUACUGAUACACAACAACCACUGAAAUUAUCUAUUAAUACCAAUUUUGUUGUUAAUCAAGAUGGAGUUGAUGAGAAAUUAUAUGCUACAAUUGAUUCAGCUACUAGUACAGCACAAGGCAUAUUUACUGAUUUAAAUAAAGCUCUUAGUAAAAGUGCCAUGGCAACUGCUACAUCAGGAAAUCCUAUUGUAAGUCAAGCAGUUGUAUCUAAAGUUAAAGAAUUAACUAAUGUUUGUAUAAUUUCAUUAGAUAUUACUAAAAGAUUAAAGACUAAAUUAAUUACUAUUAGAAAUAAUCCAUCAGAAACAACUCAAAAAUUAUUUGGUGAAGAUAUUAAUUCAUUUAUUAAAGCUAUGCUACAAACAUUAGCUGCUGUUAAGAGUAUUGUUAAAGAUUUACCAAUUUUAGAUGAUAUUCGAGCUUCAAUGUCGAAUUUAACUAAGAUUGCAAAAGAAGUAACUUAUAUGUUAGAAUUAUCAUCAUAUAAAGGUAUAACAGUUAAUGGAGAUUAUUCUGGUCCUCCACCAUUAUCAUCAAUUCCAAGUGGUUCAAAUAUUUUUACUCCUUUAUCAGCUACUAUACCUUCAAAUAAUCAUACAUUAUCUGAUUUUCAUUCUCAUUCAAAUACAAAUUUAUCACAAUUAAAUAAUAAUUCAUCCUCAGUUAGAACUCCAUUAGUUGUAACAUUAGGAGCUGCAGCUCAAGCAAUUAUGCCUUCAUCUACUAAUACUAGUCUUAGAGAUAAUAAUUCUAUUAUGAGUCCAUUAAUAAGUCCAAAUAUGAGUGCUAAUUCAACAUUAGUUGGUAAUGUUGGAUCUGGUUCAAGUAUGAUAUCAAAUAAUGGUUCUUUAACUGCCCCUCCACAAUCAUCAGGUCAAUUCUUUGCUAAACAUGGAAUUAAUCCAUUUGAUGGAUUAAUUAUCGCUCAUCAAGAACAACAAGAACAACAACAGCAACAACUGGAUGAUAAUAACCAGUAUUACUAAUGAGGUAAAAAUACAAUUUGCAAAUUGCUGCAAAAAAAAAACCCCUUUACGCGUAAAUUGUAUAUUUACAAUAAUUUUUGUUCUAUAAUCUAAAGAAGGAGUAGUAGAUAAAUAGAAUAAGUAUAAGUAUAU